AAAACACUGUGUUCAAUUUAGCUAUGAAGAAGGUUUAACAUGGGUACUAACUUUGAGUACAAGUAUGUAAAGCGCAUUUCAAAAUUUUGUUGGAACAAUUCUUUGUUUAGAUAAAUGUGCUGCUUUAUUUUUAGUUAUUUUCAGAAAAGGAAAUUAAUUAUAAGGUAGGCCUAAGCGCUUCAGACGACUUCAGGCACAUUAUUCAUUUGUCACAGCUUUCCAUUUAAUUUCAUUUUUCAUUAUUAUUAUUAUUAUCUUUCAUUAUUAUUUAUACACCAUUCUCACUUGCAAUAUUAAUGACAUUGUAUUAUCCAUGCACUGGUCUUAGAUUUUGCUAACUAUAAUUUAAUGUAAAUAGCCAGUAAUAGGCCUACAUUAAAAACAUUGUAAAAUUCUGCUUAUGAAAGUAAAUUAGAGUAUCGAGUGUUAAACAAGAUUAACUUUAAAAAGAAAAAAAGUUCAGCAACUCUUGAAAAUACAUUUAAACAUUAAAAAAACCCAACUAUGUACCGUAAGUAAAAUGUUUGAGACUUCUUGUGUUUUUAAUUUUUUCUCCCUCAUCACACCCCUGAUUUUACGAAAAUGAUUCAAAAGUUAUACUCAUUAGCAUGUCCGUGUGCUUGGUUUGGUUGGAGGGGGGGGGGGCACCCACCAUACCCUUGAAACUUCUAUUUGGAUGUCCCAUUACAGAGCAGUCAUAAAAUAAAUCUAUAGACUGUUGGUGUAUAUCCUCAUUCGCUUAUAUACAACUUGUCCGCAAGUUGAAUAUAAGCCAAAGGAUUAACACCAUGGUUGGUGUCACCCAAUGCUGUCAAUUCACGGUGUCACCCAAUGCUGUCAAUUCACGGUGUCACCCAAUGCUGUCAACUCACAAUGUCACCAAAUGCUGUCAACUCAGGAUGUCACCCAAUGCUGUCAACUCACGAUGUCACCCAAUGCUGUCAACUCACGAUGUCACCCAAUGCUGUCAACUCACGGUGUUUCAAAAUCCGCCUGCUUUGAUGUUACCCAGCUCUGGUAAAAGCUCGACACCAUGUUUUGGUGGCACCCUUUUCUGGUGGCAACCUGCCCUUAUAUUUCUUUGAUCGGAUAUGAAAAAGAACCACAUCGUCAGACCGGUCUCGUACGUCAGUCGUGGACAGGGUUUCUUUCAGCUGCAUCUCGGGGGGGGGGGGGGAGGGUUACUGCCCCCCCCCCCGGGAAAGCCAAGUGUCCCCCCCCCCGGAGCAAAAAUAUGUCCAACAAUAAAUCAACUGGCACUACCACCCCACCCCCCGAAAAAUCUGAAGUGCCCCUCCCGGGGGAAAAUUUCUGAAAUAAUCACUGGUCUUGGAUGCCGGUGAAAUACGUUGGAGCAAAAGACUUGUAUGUUCUACAUCUGUUCGAACUCACUAAUUGAUUCUGCGUAAGAAGGGUCUUCUGAAAAGUAGCGUCACAAGGGUGGUGGGGUGCUGACCGCACCGGGUGAUACCCUCAAAGCGGGUGUCACCAAAAGGAAAAGAUGGAUGAUGAUUCUGUUGUUUCUGACCUGAAACAAAAGUACAUACUCGUGACACACGAGCGUGCAGCUUAGACAACGUGACGAACUAGCAGCUCAGACAACGUGACGAACUAGAAGCUCAGACAACGUGACUAACUAGCAGCUCAGACAACGUGACGAACUAGCAGCUCAGACAAUAUGACGAACUAGCAGCUCAGACAAUAUGACGAACCAGCAGCUUAGACAAUAUGAUGAACUAGCAACUCAGACAAUAUGAUGAACUAGCAGCUCAGACAACGUGACGAACUAGCAGCUCAGAUAACGUGACGAACUAGCAACUCAGACAAUAUGACGAACUAGCAGCUCAGCCAACGUGACUAACUAGCAGCUCAGACAACGUGACGAACUAGCAGCUCAGACAACGUGACGAACUAGCAGCUCAGACAAUAUGAUGAACUAGCAGCUCAGACAACGUGAAUAACUAGCAGCUCAGACAACGUGACGAACUAGCAGCUCAGACAAUAUGACGAACCAGCAGCUCAGACAACGUGACUAACUAGCAGCUCAGACAAUAUGAUGAACUAGCAGCUUAGACAAUGUGACGAACUAGCAACUCAGACAAUAUGAUGAACUAGCAGCUCAGACAACGUGACGAACUAGCAGCUCAGAUAACGUGACGAACUAGCAACUCAGACAAUAUGACGAACUAGCAGCUCAGCCAACGUGACUAACUAGCAGCUCAGACAACGUGACGAACUAGCAGCUCAGACAACGUGACGAACUAGCAGCUCAGACAAUAUGAUGAACUAGCAGCUCAGCCAACGUGAAUAACUAGCAGCUCAGACAACGUGACGAACUAGCAGCUCAGACAACACGACGAACUAGCAGCUCAGACAAUAUGACGAACUACCAACUCAGACAAUAUGACGAACUACCAAUUAGACAAUAUGACGAACUACCAGCUCAGACAACGGAAUGAACUAGCAGCUCAGGCAAACAAUGAACAUGUCGACAAAAAGAACUUUUUCAGUGAACAAAGAAGUAGAGGUCGAGAUCACUAUCACUUUGAAGUUUUCUCUCGGACACAGCAUAAAAUACGUUGUUUUUUUUCUUCUUCAUUUUAGAACACAUAUUUAGAUCAAGCCUAUCAAUAAAAUUAUAGAUACUUCUAUGCAUACUAAAUUAAACCAAAACGACACUCAAAAAACCCAAGAAAACGAAUUGGCUAUUCGGUAACGUGUAUCAGAAUGAGAGGUUGGGUUUAAAAAAUAUUAAACAUAUUAUUGAUAGGUUCGUAAGUCAAAAUUUUGUAUCAAAUGAAAGAUGAUUGUUUGUAUAUGUUUGUCAACUUACUUAUUCAGUUUAACUAAAAUAAACGACCACAAAUGACAUACGAAUAGCGGCAUGACGGGUCCCUUUAGAAUUAAAUUCUAUUUCGGAUGUCAUUUGUGGUAGUUUAUUUUAGUUAGCGGGAAAUGUUGUGUUAACGAAUUUAGUGUACAUAAUAACGAAUAUUCCUAAUUAAUUUUUUAUAUAAGCAUUUGGUGCAUAUAUAUAUAUAUAUAUGGUGCAUAAUUAUCCAAUGUAUUAAUUAUACCGCUGGGGGUCAGCUGAUUGAGGAUACAAGUAAAAGACAUGGAUGGUUUGGAAACAGAAAUGUCUGCUGCUAAUGUUGAUUCAAACAAAGAUACUGUGAAUGUAAUGGUUAAUGACAAAAACUGAUAGAUUUGAUCAGAUGCUCCUCUCUGGAAUGUACCAGUUCCAGAUUAUUUUCGGUCUGAAAUUAUUAAAAUAUGGAGCACCUCGUUUCAGAACAAGGACGGACUAAUCAGCGUAGUCACAAGGCAGGGUGCGAAUCUAAAGGAUGUGCUCUCCAAUUAACAAAACAAUGGAUCUACUGGAUGAUAAGAUAAGAUUCUUUUAUUGAUCCAAAUAAAUGGAAAUGAUGCCAAAUGGCGAGAAAAUACUGCGGUCGUGGAUGGUUUAUUCACAUGUCAGUCAGAAAUUGUAUUUUGUUUUUGCUGCAGAUUGUUUGCUGUUAAUGUUACAGAAACAACAUCCAAAUUGUUACUGGCUUUGAUAAAUGGUGGAAACUCAGCCCAAAUAUUACAAAAUCAUGAAGCAUCGGAAGAGCACCCAUGUUGCCUUGAAAAGUGGAAAGCAUUGGCAGCAGAACUUAGGAUACACAAACCAAAUGAUGCUGAAAGUAUAGCUGUGAUGGACGGGGAGAAGAAAAAGUGGAGGGAUAUCCUGCACAGGUUGCUGGGUGUCACAUUGUUUCUUGCAAAGCAAAAUCUGGUAUUUCGUUGCCACAACGAAGACGAAUCUUCACAUGAAACUUUCUUGAAAUGGUUGAGAUUAGCCAGUGCUAAAAGAGAACCAAAUGAGACUAAGGAGGAGUACGUAUACAGAAAAAGCAUCCGCAUAUUACCUUUCACCAGAAACCCAAAAUGAAUUUAUAAAUGUCCUUGCAAAUCAUGCGAAGAAGAUCUUAUCAUGGACGUAAAGGUUGCGAGGUAUUUUGGAAUUAUGUUCGAAAUUACACCUGUUAUAUCACACACUAACCAGAUGUCUGAAGGGAUCAAAUAGCCUAUGUGGAAAUCCACAAUGGGAAAGUGAAGUGAGAGAAGUGUUUCUUGGAUUUUUCCCGUUAAGGGGGGGGGGGGAAGCUGCUGAUCUCACUUCUGAUAUUCUUACAAAUCUAAAAACGUGAUGAACUAGACAUAAUGAUGUUCAGAGCUCAAGGUUACGAUAAUGCUGCAAAUAUGUCUGGAAUCCAUUGGAGGUGUUUAUGCCAUUCUAAAAGGAAUAAUAAGACAAUAAAAAUAAUGGAUGUUUGGGCCAUUCGCUUUACUCGUGUAGUCAACACUCUUUUGCAGAAAAUGCUUCAUGUAUUACAUGUUUCGGUACUCUUGAAAGAAUAUUUUCCUUCUUUGCUGCAUCCGCUCAUCGAUGUUACAGUAUGAAGUUGAAUAUAAGCUCAUGCCAAAUGAUUACCCCGGGGCACGCCAUAACCGUUAUAAAUUCAGUUUAUGUACGCACUGGGCAACAUAAUGCCUUUCCCAGACCAUUAAAAACGUCCUUUUUCUCGAUUAAAAAGUCUAAUUGAAAUACUGAAUUCAUCUAAAAUCCAAAAUGCACCUCUUGAUUUAGAAAUAAUAAUAAUAAAAAAAUUAUCCACCGCUCAAGAUUCAUCGGCGCCCUCGAUUUAUGCCCUACUUUUCGAUAAAAAUCAUCGUCGAUUUAGGUGCUGAUAGAUACACUGCCUGGUGGCAUAGCUACUAUUAAUGCCGCCCCGGGUGGCGAAAGAUUUUUGCCACUAUCCCUUUCAUGAUAGAAAUUUUGAAGUUGUCCGAAAAUCCACUCCCCCCAUAUACAGAAAAAGUGACACUUGUGUGGAUCACCCCACCUGCCCCCUUUCUUUUCUACUGGCAGGGGCGUAGCUAGAGUGUUUGACGUCAGGGGACGAGAUUCAUUUAAAUUUUGAAGUUGUCCGAAAAUCCCCCCCCCCCCUAUACAGAAAAAGUGACACUUGUGUGGAUCACCCCACCUGCCCCCUUUCUUUUCUACUGGCAGGGGCGUAGCUAGAGUGUUUGACGUCAGGGGACGAGAUUCAUUUUAACGCCCCCCCCCCCUUUCCCCCCAUCUUUCUCAACGCUGAAGCCAAUUAUUUUCAACCAUUGUUAAAUAUCACAUCACAAAGGCUCAUUUUAGCGCCCAGGCUAGUCUGGUGGCCGGGAACGUCUAUCACUCCAAUCUACCAGCCCUUAACUACGCCUCUGGCGACUGGCACUGCCCCCCCCAAUAAUUAAAAUUAAAAUCCCCCCACCCACACCUGAGGAAAUUGUCUGAAAGAAGCACUGAAAGGGAGUGAAACAUUAUAUUAAUGUAGUUCAGUGGCGUGAAAAAGCGUAGAAAGUUGACCUGGAGGGGAGGGGGAUUCUUAUAAAGUGCAUUACUUGAAUGCAUGUUUUGUCAAGAAACUUUUAGUAAAUGGUACGUUCGCGCAUUGUGGCUGCCAUUGUUUAAACCCUUAUUGAUAUGAUCAAACGACACCUUUGCAUUUACAUCCAAGUCUAAGAUUUACAAUGUGGCCCAGCGCCGUGCAUGUGCACAAGUGAUUGACCAGUAAAUCGGUGAGAAACGCCCGCAGAUUUGAACAAUGGAUGAUGCACACGACGUCAGUGUCACUAUUGAGGGAACGUCCAUGGAUGAUGAAAGCAGCACGGACAAUGCAUUCAGUGCAGAAACAGGACGCGCAUCGGUUCACCCCCCUAAGCAAGCAUCAGCAGAACAGAAAGUAAAAAAGGGAAAGGAAACAACUCUGGACGCUGAGGUAUUUUUUUCUUAUUCAAAUGUUGUCCAACUGCCAACUGGUGGGUAAUCAAAAUACAAUAAACUUGAUACAUGAUACACGGUUAUAUCUUCUUUCAAUUUGCAGCUUUCUGCUAAGCCCUAUAAUUAAGUUUAAUAGGUGUUCACAAUAAAAUGGUAGAGGGAUAUUUAAAAAAAAUCGAUCAAGUUCCAUUUAAAAAAUGGAUCAAUUUCCAUCUUCACCUAGAGGAUAGCUGACAGGAGCUAAUGACACCCCCUUCCCCACCCCAACCCCCGAUACAAAAAAAAAUAAAUCAUUUUCAGAUAUCAGUAAAUAAAUAAUAAUUUUCAUGUAGGUUUAUGUUAAAAAGAACUUUUUAUGCAGGUUGGGUAGGUUUAGAUAAUAGUCUAUAUAAGGUUUUAAGUAUUUACAAAUUUCAUAAGUGUGACGUUAAUGAUUUAUUGACAUUGUAACCUCCUUAAAUAACCUCAGUGGUCCCAAAAUUCUGUAACGCUAUUAAUUUUAAAAUACUUAAUUUUUAUUUUAUUCAUUCAUAUCUCAUUCACAGGCUCUCUUAUUGGCUGCAACUCUUGUUCUUGAUGCAAAAGUUGGCCGUAACUUAGAUUACAUUCUGGGUGAAAAAUAUGUCAAGUAAAUCUAACAUCUAAUUACAAACACAUUCAAAGACAGUUAAAAAUUUUAAAGUAAAUGUUGCUUAAAUCAGUGCUUCACACACUUUUAUGUUUUCCCCCAUACAUAUGAUAUUUAUUUAUUUUGAAAGAGGGUAUAGAAAUGAAAUUUAUACUCCCAUAGUUGUCUUAAAGAAGUUUAAAUUUUUUGUGUGUGUGCUUCAGAUCAUAUCUUUGGUACAAUUCAGCUUAUCUCCGCUGGGCAUUGUAUUUCUGCAUUGCCUUUAAUCUGUCUCUGGCCAUUUUUGAGGAACCUGCAGUACCUAAUGCAGCAAUCCCAUAUUGGGUAAGGAAAAUCUUAAUAUUUUCUUACUUUAUAGUACAAAAUGGGCUAGUUCUUAAAGCUUGCUUAAAGUUCUUUAAUUAGCAAUGAGGAACAAGAUGAAACUAUUUUAUUAAAAAAACAACAUACCAGUUACAAGGUAAUGAAGUAGUGAGGAAUUAGGCAAACAAUAAUUUACUCUUUAACUCUGAUCUAGGUAGACAGGACCAGCCUUCCUUAUAAAUUGGCCAUUUUUAAUUAUGAUCUAUUAUUUAAUUUUAAUACAUAAAUAUGUUAAGUUCAUUUAAUUUUUUUUUUUUUAAAGAAAGAAAUGUAAAAAACAGAGCUACAGAGUCAGAAAUUAAUAUUUAAAGUUCAAUUUGCAAUAUUUGCAUACCACACAACAUUUAACAAUAUUUGACAUUUGUCAUUAAAGAGAAAACAACUGAACAUGACAUUCAAAAAAUCCAUUUUCUAAAUUAAACUAGGAGUCUGUCAAAUAACCUCCCUUUCAGACUUCACCUCAAAGCACAACUUCAAUUUCACUUGUUUUAUUAUUAUAAUUUUUCCUAAUUAUAUUUGGUAAACCCAAAAGGUUAUAAUUUCGUUUUGCAAUCAUUUCAGGGUACAAUGAUCAUGGAAUUUUUUUGUCUAAGUUAUUUCACUUUUCGACUUCUUCAUGCCUUUUAUUUCCAAUAUUCAAAAGUCUUCAUUAAAGAUGCCAAAAAUAUUGUCGUCUUGAUGGUUAUAUUGGUAAGCAUUAUUUAUUUUGAUGCAAUGUCUGAGGAGUCUUAAAACUAUCAAUUAAUUUUACUGCUUAAAAAUGAAAGAAGACGGGUUUGCACUACAAAUUAUAUAUAUUUUUUUAAAAAUUGUAAAUGAAUUAUCUAUUAAAAAAUUGAUAGUUCCAUAUUAUAUUUGUUUGUUGGAUUUCUUCUGAACAAAAAUUAAUUUGAUUUGAUUUUUUCAAUUUAGAUACAGUACAAAAUGUGAAAAAAAAAAAGCAAUUUGUGAUUUUUUCUUAAAAUUAAAAGUGAAUAAAUAAUCAACCAGGAAUGUUUCAUCUCAUCCUAAGCUUACAAUAUUGGAUAUGAUUUGUUACAUCAUCUGGAUUAAUGUAGCACCUGAUACCCACCCUGUCAGAUGGUCAAGACCCCUUAGACCUUUGUUCAUUAUCAACUUUCCUGAUGGGAAACAGGUUUGUUAUUUUUUAAACAGGAUAUAUUUUUAUAUUUCCUUUGUUCUUGGCAAUUUUAGUUGUCAUUUCUGGUUUCAGUACAUCAGUACAUCUGCCUGUAGCCUAGCAAAUAUAUUUAUCAGUGGUCAGUUGUGUAUAUUCAUACUUGAUUUCAGAGAGGACAUGUGAUCAGCCUAUCCCUUUCAUAGUUUUUAUUAUCCAUUUAGAUCAAACACAAAAGUUUAAAAAAUUACAUAAAGUAGCAUCGAUUAUGCAUGAUCUGAUUACAAAAGUAAUGGGUUAAUAUAGAGUGGGGGAGGAGGAGGAAUGGGUAUUUAGACAGUGGAAAUAUGAUAUUUCUGUUGUCUAAUUAAAUAUAGAUUGUUGAUUGGCUGUCAUAAAUGGUAUACAUAUAUAGUUAUGUAGGCCUAUAAAUGUAUGCAUAAAUAUAAAUAAAUAUAUUUAUUUACAUAUUUAAUUAAUGUAAAGAAAUAGAUGCAAACCAAAACCAAAUUUAACUUUUAUUACCUAAAUCCUAUGAUUGGUGCAUCUUACAUAUUUACUAAUUUAAAUAAACCAAUCAAUUGAAUGUGACCUUAUAUCAUGGAAUAUUUUAAAUGACACUUCAUGAUGAAUCUACUUUUAAUCUCUAUUAUUUCCUUUUAGAUUCGCAGAGCUUUUAGAAAUAUCAGACGGACAGUGCCUGAUAUAAUGAACGUUCUUUUCCUAUUUCUGUUGAGUAUCCUGCUGUUUGGUCUACUGGCACUAAAGCUGUUUUAUAAAAGGCUAGUUGGUCAUUAUUUUGUUCAUGACAAUUUUGAGUAUUAUUUUUUAAGGAGAAUAAAUGGAAGAAAGGACUACAUUUAAUACAAAAUCAAUUUGAAAAUAGAGUGAGGUCUUGCUCUAUACAUCUUUUUAUUGUUAAUUAUUAAUUUGUCUUGAUUUUGGGAUGAAAUAAAUAAUUUAUUUUUUCUUCUGUCUUUGCUGCAGUUCAGUGAAACAGGUGAGAAAUUAAUCGCCUAUCAUAAGGUAAUUUGAAUGUCUUUUUCUUUGGAAUGUUCAUAUCAUAUCAUAUCAUAUUUUAACACAGGGAAAUAACCUACCCCUCGGGACAGCCUUAUUUCAGAAACUACUUUGAUUGUAUUUGGGAUCUUUAUGUCUUGGUGACUACUGCUAACAACCCUGAUGUCAUGUGAGUCCUAAUGUAACUUGUUAAAUAUUACCAACAACUACAAGUGAAUAAACAAACAAAAUAUUCAUUUGUUCCUUUAAGGAAUGGUUUAUGAUUAUUUUGUUAAUUUAUUACUGUUAAUUUUAUGUUCCCAGAUUUUUCAAUAAAAGGUUCAAGGCAGUAUAUAACUAAAACUUUUAAAUAGAUGAAUAAAUAACUUAUUAUGAUUUUUUAUAUGAAUGAAGCAUUGUAGAAGCUUUAAAGCUAUUACAAUUGCAAUUACUGGAGAUAAUUUACAAUAUAAUUAAGCAAUUUCCCUAAGAGAUUGCCUAAUGAACUUUGCACAAUCAAAUAAAGAAGGGAGCUUGUUGAAGCAAUGCCUUGAACUUCCUCAGAAUUUAUUUUCUUGAACUCAAACUUGGUAUAACUUUUAAAAAUGAAGUUCUAUCUUACACAGGAUGCCUGCUUAUGACAAAAGUAAUUGGUUUGCACUGUUCUUUGUCAUUUACCUGAUUAUCUGUCUGUACAUCUUCAUGAGCAUUGUGCUGGCUACAAUAUACAACAACUACAAGAAAAAUCUCAAGGUGGAAAUCUUUUUUAAAUUUUAUACAUAUAAGAUGACAUGCAUAAGAAAAACGUAAAUGUCUGAAACAUCAAAUAUACUUACUUAAAAAAAAUUAUUCAUCCUUGAGAAUGUAAAAUUACUUUAAAGAAAGUUCUUAUUAUACCAUUAUUAUUGUACCUAUCUUAGAAAUCAGUGAAUAAAUAAAACUAUGUUACUGAAAACAAUGAUUUCUAGACAAAUAAUGGAUGACCACCUAUCAUCAUAAAAUUAUGUAUAUGAAUGAUCUCUCAUAACAAUUCAAAAUAUAGUUUGAUAUAUUUAUGUAGGUUUAUAAUUUCUGUUUGCUAAUCUCUGAUCAGAAUGAAAUAAAAGCUGCUGUAUUCCUGAAGCGUCAGAGACUAGCAAAGGCUUUUGAUUUGCUGAAAGUAAAACGAGGCAAUGAGGAAGUGUUAACAUAUUCAACCUGGAAGCAACUUGUAAAGUUCAUUUUACCCGGAAAGUCAGAUGUGCACACAGAUCUUCUCAUGAAAAUCCUUGAUCAAGAUAACUCCAAUGUGUUAAGUAAGCAAAAUUAGAUACAAGUAUAAAGUAAAUCAGGCUUUUCAAACAACAGUUUGCACUUGGCAGGGCACAGCAUUUCUUACAUGCAUUGCUAAAAGUGUCAUUAUGCUUUAGUAUGGAAAUGUGCAAGAAGAUAAUAUUAUUUUAUAGAUCAAAUAAAUGAAAAGUUUCGUAUUACAUUUUACACCUUCAUUUUCAGCACAUAAAUAAUUACAUAUUUUAACCAAGAAAAUAUUUUACAAUUAGAGCAAUUUCAACACAAGACAUCCUUGUUCUCAAUACCAUUGAAAAGGAAAGAUUUUUUAGCAAAUUCAGAACAAGGUUUAAUUUUUUGUGAAUGAUGUGUGAUAUUUAGACAGUCUACUAAAUUUAAACUUAAAUGGCGGAAAUUCAACUUUUUAGUAAAAUUAACAGUACCUAUGAGCAACUACAUAACAAAAAAUUACAUAAAAUAUUGUCCUCAGUGUAUAAAAAUUUUUGAUUGGAUUCAAGCUUAAAAUUGUACAUCUUAUUAGUUUUUCAGUUUAAAAAAGUAUGAUUUAAAGCGGAGGAACAUUUGGUAGCCAGAUUGAUGCAUCUGAUAAUCAAUUUCAACAUUUUAAAAAAAAAUUAGUAAUUCAAUAAGACUCUAAGCAUAUAUAAGAAUCUAUUAUAGGUGAUUUUGUGAAUAAUAAUUAUUUCAAUUCUUAGGAUUCAUCAGAGUUAUCCUAUCAUAAGUUAUACAUUUAUUGAUAAUUUUAUUAAUUUUUUUGUUAUUACUCUUUACAUAUACCACUAACAGCUUGCUUUAAAAUCAACAGAUAAGAAAAGUUUCCUCAAUCUGUCUGAUCUUCUUCAUGUUAAACUUACGGAGGUGAAAGAUCGUCAGACACUACUGGAGAAAUAUUUUCCCUCUGUGUACAACCAUUAUGUUAGCGAACGUUUCAAAUUAAUUGUCAGACACAGGUAACAUUUUGUCAGUGAACAUUAAAUACCAUCUGUAUAAAUCUAUGAAUAAUUUAAAAUGGACUCAUUUAAAUAACCUUUUUAAAAAUAAUUAUUUGGCCAGCAAUUGUCCUUUUCUAAAAAACAAUUAAAAAGUUAAAACCUGUUUUUUCUCUUAACAUUUAUUGCUACUUAAAAUAUUAUUGUAAGUAUCUUUUUUAAUUGAGUAUUAUUAGUAUUAAUAAUCUAUAUAUGUAUUUAAAUCAACAGUUUUUCCUUUUGAUUUCAGGUUUUUCAGAUAUUUCUUUGACUUGCUCAUUCUGCUUAAUGCCGUUUUUAUUGCAAUAGAUUAUGAUUUAGCUGACUGGUUUUUCUUAUCAAUUUUUACCUUUGAAAUUCUUUGUAAGCUCUAUGUAUUGGGAGGAAAAGAAUUUUUAUUACGUUUUUGGAAUAUGUGAGUUAAAUUUUUGAAUUUUUACUUAUCACUACUUCAUCAUACAAAUAUUUUUUUAAAUAGCUUUUUUGCAUGCCAUGUUUCUAAAACUAAAUGAGCUCUGUACAAGAGAUAGUAGUAAGUUAAAAUUUUUUGUUAACUAUGUUAGUAUUAUUUAUGUUUAGGUGAUUCUUGCAUAAUUUUUAAAUAUUGACUUGAUAAUUUAAAACAACAAUGAUGAAGAAACCUAACAUGUAACAACUAUUAUUCAGUUCAUUAUGGUAUUAAAUAUUAAUUAAAAUUUAAAAAAUGGAAACAUUUUUGCAUUGUUUUCAAUUUUAAAAUUGAAAUCCCUUUUUCUGUAGUAGCUUCAAAAAUAAAUUGUAACACAUGCUAUUUAAAAAAAAAAAAACAGAUUUGAUGUGUUUGUCAUUGGUGCUGCUUUCAUUGCCACUAUAGUGGAGAAGGCUUUGGGAAGCAGUAAGUACAAUGAUGAGUCAAUGUGUAUUAAAUAGCUCAGCCCAUGGAUAUCAGGUCCUCACAUUAAAAAUGUUAAUUAUUUGAAAAAAAAUUUUUCACAGCUUAUAUUUUAUAGUAAAAUUUGAUAAUUUAAGUGAUUUUUGUGUGCUUCUUUGUAUGUUUUUAAAUGCAUGAUAAUUCUAGGUAUACUACUUGAGAGGGGUACACAUGCAAAAAUGAAUAGCUCUUUACAAUUCAUUACUAUGAAUUAAAAAAAAAAAAUUUUCAUUUGGUUAUAUUCAUGUUUUAAAAUUGUGAUGAGCUAAUAACGGUUAUAAAUGCUCCCUUUUGUUAAACUUUAAGAAAUAUUAUUGUUUUAUUUAAUGGCAAUAGUCACAUAUUUUUAAAAUGGUAACAAUUAUUAAAAUAGUUACAUUAUUUUUAUGCUUCAUGUGUGUUUCCCACUUAAGAUAGUGAUUCUAAACUAUAUGUAUAUAUUCUACUUCAUACUACAGAUUUUUAAAACCUAUUAUAAGAAUCUUGUAAAAUUCAAAUAAGAUACAAAAUCAAAUGAGUUCAAUAUAUUUCCAUUUAAUCCUUAGCUAACAAGGAACUUAAUACGCUGGACAUUUUACUAGUUCUUAGAGUAAUGAGAUUGAUAAAGAUAUUUGGCAGCAUCAAACGGUUUGUGACCUUUUUAUUUAUUUUAUUUUGAAUUAACAUAAUUUGAAUAUAUUUGGGUCUCUUUCAGAUGUUUAAUAUUAGUUUAGCCUAUAUGAUAUAUGAGAAUGAUAAAAGAGAAUACAUUCAUAAUCAAUGUUAAUUUUAUUAGUAGUUUUCACCAAUGGUUUGUCAUUAAUAAAAGAUUGGAAAUUCUUAAUUUAAUAAACUUAAUUGUCUCGUUAUAGAUUCAAAGUCAUUCUCUUGACACUUGUUAACAUUGGGCCAUCCAUUAUUACAUAUGGAGGUGUUAUCUUUGUAAGUUGUGGACUUUUGUGUUUCAUAUUUUUUUUUAUUUAUUGAAGAAUAAUUUUAUUCUAUACAUACAGUGAUAAUUACUCAAUUAAAAAAAUUAAGAAAUAGUUCUUUUAAAAUUUUGCUUCAAGUAAAUCUUGUUAGAAUUAUACUUGACAUUUGCAAAAAAAAAGUGAUAAACUGAACAAGUUUAUCAUCUGUCCAUGAUCUAAAAUGAUUAAAUUCAGCUGCAACAAUUGAUAUGCAUAUAUUUGAAUCCACAGGUUUUCUAUUACUUUUUUGCUAUCAUUGGAAUGGAGAUAUUUGCUGGCUACAUCAGUUACUAUGGCUAUACAGUUCAAGAUAGUUCCAAGCUUUUUUGUGGAAAUCUUAAUCUGAACAACACAGCAUUCUAUCAUGAACAUUAUUGUAACAACAACUUCAAUGAUAUUCUCAAGGCAAUGGUGGUUAUGUUUGAGCUGACUGUAGUCAACCAAUGGCAUGAUAUCCUUUUUAAUUAAAGAUUAUAAUUUUUUUUUUUUUAAACACUGUUUUCCUUUUCCUUGAUAUUAUUUAGAUAUAAAUUAUCAUUAAAUGUUUAAAAGAGGUUUUAAGUCUCAUAAACUUUAUGACCAUGCAUUUACUUAAUACUAACACAAAUUUCAAGUUUUGGAAUGGUAAGAAAGUUACUUCAAUGUUAAAAAUAAAUAAUAGUUCUGAAUUUAUUUUAAAAAUUAUCCAUGAUUAAAAACAAAUUUGUCUGUGUCCAUUUAUUAACUCCCCCUACAUUUUAUCUUUCACUAUGUCCUAUUUUGUGUGCCUGCAUUAAACUUUUCGUUGUGUUUUUUUUCAUUUUUCUCAGAUGAUGGAUAAGUAAGCUUUCUGUUCCACCUACAUGAUAUAUGAACUAAUUUUUUAAUAUUUCAGAUUUUUGCCAUGUAACAUGAUCCUUAACUCUCACACUUAUAACAUCUGGUUUUGUCGCUGUUACCAGCCAGGUGGCACGACUUUACUUUUUUGCCUUCCACAUUUGUUGCGUAGUGAUUGUGCUAAAGUAAGUGUUAGUUCUUGACAUAUUAUAAAAGCAGUGGCUGUAUGGGGUGGCCAUGUACUUUUUUUAUAUUUUUUUAUAGCCUUUGUAAAACUUGAUUUAACAUACUAAAAUUAAACAACCCCUAAAAACAAAGUUUUUCGUAUAAUUCCUGUAUAAAAUGUAAUAUUGAGCAAGGGGUGGGUGGGGAGUUGGGGGGCUGAAAAUUUUACAAAAUGUAUACAAGUAAUGAACUGUACAAAAUCCUAAUUAGUGCUCCUCCCCUCAAGGCUCGCAAUUGCACAUUUUAACUAUAUUAAUAUUCUAAUGACCCACCCACCUUUACACCGCAGAUUUAUUUCACCAACAAUUUUAGAAAAACAAAAUUCACUUGCAAUAUUUUAAAAACAAGAAUCUCAGUUAGCGCAGUUAUUUGGAAAUAAUUUUAUUUUAUCUUCCUCUUGAAAAACAGGAAAAUUGAUUCUUGGGGGUGGGGCCUAAAAUUUGAAAGAAUGUGUUGUCAUCAGCAAUGAGUCUAUGUGCCAAGUUUCAGCUCAAUAGCUUGAUGGGAAGUGGGUCAAUUGGCUGGCCAAAGAUUUUGCCAGCCAACCACGAACAAAAGUGAAGAAAUGCAAAGGAUUUAAAAAUAAAAGCACUCAAUCAUGUUUGAAUGAGAUUUUUAAAAAAGUAAUCAAGAAAAAGGCAAUAUUUUGAUUUUCAUUGUAAAAUUUUAUGAAAUUAUGAAAUAAUCUUUCAACAAGCCCAAUUUAGUAAAAUCAUAAUUUUUGGGCUUUACAUAUUUACAGUAAGGUCGCUGUUCCCAUUUUGUUUCCAUUUUAAUGCUUUAUUGAAAAAGAAUAAGUUGUCAAUAAUCAAACAAUAUUUCUUUCUCAGCAUCUUUACAGCCUUUAUUCUUGAAGCCUUUAUUUUGGAAUACACAUUGCAGACUGUUCCACGCCUAGAGUCUGUAGUAGAAUCUAAAAUUAAGGAAUUGGGUCUCGGUAUCGGCAUGUAAGUAUAUCUAACUCGGGCAAUUCAUAAGCAGAGCUAAAAAAUUAUUAAAACUUUGUAAUUUCUGAAAUGACUUCUUACAGGUCUAUUUUUGUAAGAUGCAUAGAAAAUUGAAUGAGACUAAGAACUUUUGGAUCCCUCUUUUAUAUUUUUAAUUGUUUAUGUUUAAAUUUAAAUUUUAGGAAACCAAAAACUCACUCCAUUCAAGGUCCAUCUGGUGACAAAAUUGACCUGAUGGAAGGAGAAGUUCUACCAGACAUGGAUGAACUUGAUGGAAACAAGGAAGAUGAAGAAAACUCUGAUGAUGAGAAUUUACCAGAUUUGUCAAAAGAGAAAGGCCUAAAAUUUCAUUUGAGGAAAAACAGUAAAUUUGUUUUUGUUUUCAUUUUUUCUUGUUCAUUGCAUUAGAGAAUAGACAAAAUAGGACUAUAUGGAAUUUCAUCAUAAUUCAUUAGGACUUAAAUCUUUCAGCCUGUGCAAACAAAGGCAAGUUAAAUUCCAUAUUUUAUUUUCACAGAUGUAGCUUACUGUAUAAGUGGCCAUCCAUAAAUGAUGUCACAUUCAUUUAGCAGUUUUUUUAACCCCCUUCAAAUCAUCACACAAUUUAGACACCCUUAUAACGCAUGACUAAUUUGUGGAUCCCCCUUCCCCUUAGAUGCGUAAUGCAUUUAUGUAUGGCCCCUAAGACUACAGCUAUUUUUGAGUAGAAUGAUUUUUUAAAAAUCUCAUGCCGAAUUGGCUGCUGUCUUCCAACUUCAGUGGAUGUAUCUUUACUCCUAGUUUACUCCCCAAUGAAUCUAUCCACUUACUAUUUAUUUUAUUAUUUAAAUGGUAGAAAUCCCCAGGUUACAUAUUUAACUUAAUUUUACCAGGAGCAUUAGCAGCCACAUAUAAUGUUUUAGCUCUACUUGUGUUGUUACAAUCUAAAAAUACUUUUACACUCAUGAGGAAAAAGAAAACUAAAUAUUUUACAUCUAACAGCAUGAAUAAUUCACUAACUUGUCUCCACCAGAUCGUAAGAAAGUUGAAGUUUUGCUACAGCAGAUGUUUCAAGGUGAACUUGGUGAUGAGGAGGAGGGACCAAAAUCAUUUUCUGAUGUUGAAAACUACCAGAGAUCAAGGAAACUUACUUUGGAGGAGUUGACAUAAGCUGCAUCUUAAGAAAAUUAGGAAUUAAAAUUUUUGUACUUUUUAUGAAGAAAAUCUGCACAAAAAUGUAAUCAUGCUAUCCAAAAAUUGAAAGGUUUAAUACCAGUUUGACCUGUUAGUUAAUUCACUUCAGUGAAAAAUCAUUUUAAUUGAAUCACUGCCAAUAAAUUAAUAAUCAAUUUUUCUAAAUUCAGAGCUUUUUGUUUUAUUACACUUGGGUUUAUGCUAAUCAAGGUGUGAAAUAUGUUUGCAUAGAAAAAUAAUAAUUUUUAAAGAAUAUUAAUAUUCUAUUAAACUGCAAGAACAGCAUGACUUGAUAUUUGAGAUGCCAGCAAUUGUUCUUAUAAGUUUUAUUUUCAUAAUCAUAAUGGUGAAAGUGUUUUGAGAAAACGUAUUAUUAGAGUUGAAACAAGUUACAAUGUAUUGAUAUUUUUUUUUAAUGUUAAAUUUCAUUGCUAAAAACAUGAUUUUGUUAAUUACAUUUUAUUCAAAUUCUCUCUGACCUUACAAAUAAAAAAAAAUGUAACUACAUAAAAUGAACAUCAUCAGACUAUCAAUUUUAUGUAUACUUAAAUUUUUAAUUAUUAUUUUAAUUAUUCACCUACAGAUACACUUUUUGUCUCUGUUCAAUUGGUGUAGACAGACAAUUUUUUGAUCCCAUUCCAAGUUUGCUGCUGUUUUUCAACUUUGUUGGUUCAGGUUCUUUAACUCUCAGAUCACCUCCUCUCCAAGUUUAGCUCCCUUGCUAUGCCAAUGAGUCCACCCAGCUGUUUGUUCAUAACAUCUUGUCAUUUUAAAAAAAUCAUUUAAUUUUAAUAAAGGAUCUAUUUGAAACAUUAAUAUUAUGUAUCCUAAUGCAUUGUGGUAGUCUCCACAUUGAGUCAGUGCUGGAUGAGCCAGAGAUCAGUACCUACACUUUUGAUUUGGUUUUAUGAUUAUAAUCAAUAAAAUUUAUUUUAAGUUACUUAUUCAUGUUACAUGGUAAUAACAAAUAUGAUAAAAAUCAUAUAUUGAAUUUUUAUAAAUUUCUGUACAUAAGUCACUAUAUUAUAUUUCCUCUUAUUUUUAAAGGCGAGGAAGAAAUAUUUUGAGAAUAUGUUGUACAAUGUAUUUAAAAUUUCAUAUCUAUUAAAAAAUGAAUUAAAUCUUUUUUUUUUCUUUUUUUU
Messenger RNA from Lymnaea stagnalis (great pond snail), 17346 nucleotides. The record is from the annotation of a GenBank genome assembly. NCBI's taxonomy places the organism in Eukaryota, Metazoa, Mollusca, Gastropoda, Lymnaeidae.